CUUUUAGAAGGGAACAAACCGACCGAGAAAUGGUCACUCACUCACUCACCUACAAAGCCUCGGGCCAUUUUCUUUCUUUCUUUCUUUCUGAGGGAGGUGAGCUCGAUAAUAUAUCAUAGACAUAGACAGACGCCAUACCAUAGACGCAUUCUCUACUACUCUUGUCUUGUCUUGUCUUGUCUUGUCUUCUCUUCUCCAUCUCUCGUCAUUUCUUCACCAAGAACUACCAGCCAUGCCUUUUGCGACAGAACUCACCAAACGACUCGGCAUCAGAGUGCCCGUCGUCCAAGGCGGCAUGAUGCACGUAGGCACCGCCGACCUCGCCUCAGCCGUCUCCAACGCCGGAGGCCUGGGUAUCAUCACCGCCCUCAUCUUCCCCAGCCCCGAGGAACUGCGCAAGGAGAUCCAACGCUGCCGCACCCUCACCAAGAACCCCUUCGGUGUCAACAUCACCCUUCUUCCCGCCAUGGUGCCCCCGAACUACGCCGCAUACGCUCAGGCCAUCAUCGACGAGGGGAUCAAGGUCGUCGAGACCGCAGGAAACUCUCCCGGGCCUGUCAUAUCGCAGUUGAAGAAGGCCGGCAUCAUUGUCCUCCACAAGUGCACCACGAUUCGCCAUGCUCAGAGCGCCGUCAAGCUGGGCGUCGACUUCCUCAGUAUCGACGGUUUUGAGUGCGGUGGACACGUCGGCGAGAGCGACAUUACAAACUUUAUCCUGCUCAGCAAGGCCCGCCAAACUCUCGGCAUCCCCUUCAUCGCCAGCGGUGGCUUCGCUGAUGGUUACGGACUCGCUGCCGCGCUGUGCCUCGGCGCUUCUGGAGUCAACAUGGGAACGCGAUUCAUGUGCACCGUCGAGGCUCCAGUGCACCAGAAGGUCAAGGAGGAGAUUGUGCGCGCCGACGAGACCGACACAACCCUCCUCAUGCGCAGAUGGAGAAACACUACCCGACUCUUCAAGAACAAGGUUGCCCUGGAGGCUCUCGAGGUCGAGAAGAAGAGUGAGAAGGGCGAGUUUGCCGAGAUUGCGCCGUUUGUGAGCGGUAAGCGAGGAAAGGAGGUCUUUGUGAACGGCGACACUGAAUACGGCGUUUGGACGACCGGCCAAGUUAUUGGCCUGAUUCAUGAUAUUCCUACAUGCGAUGUCCUUGUUCACAGAAUUGAGAAGGAGGCCGAGACGGCGUUGAAAGAGAGACUCGCGCUCCUGGUGCCCGAGUCAAAGUUAUAGAGCCAGACGAUACUUGACCUGCGACAUUUUGUUUAGAACCUGUACGACGAUGUGCUGUUUGUGUUUACUGAAGAAAUAAUUGCAAGCGAUUUUAUAAACUGCGCCUCCUCCA
Molecule: messenger RNA, 1337 nt
Organism: Fusarium verticillioides 7600
Lineage: Eukaryota; Fungi; Ascomycota; Sordariomycetes; Hypocreales; Nectriaceae
Product: enoyl-[acyl-carrier protein] reductase I
Exons: 3
Coding region: 233-1225 (330 amino acids)
Molecular function (GO): nitronate monooxygenase activity
Source: RefSeq, a predicted model, not a curated record